This is a messenger RNA of Moesziomyces antarcticus, 1053 nucleotides long. Its product is annotated as homoserine kinase. Lineage: Eukaryota; Fungi; Basidiomycota; Ustilaginomycetes; Ustilaginales; Ustilaginaceae. Bases 1 to 1053 code for a protein of 350 amino acids. The transcript has a single exon. Gene Ontology annotation, molecular function: ATP binding; homoserine kinase activity. The record is from RefSeq and is a predicted model, not a curated record. Gene Ontology annotation, biological process: L-threonine metabolic process.
AUGUCGCGAAGUUUUACGAUCCGCGUGCCGUGCACGUCGUCCAACAUCGGGCCUGGGUUCGAUGUGGUCGGACUGUCGCUUUCGCUCUACCUUACGCUUUCGGUCAGCGUCUCGUCGGCCACCAACGCAGCGCCUACGCUGGCGUAUACGGGACUCGGGGCGGAAGAAGCGCCGCUGGAUCCGUACCAGAACCUGACCACACGCACGGCGCUGUACGUGUUGCGUUCCAACGGCAUCUCUGGCUUCCCCGCGGGCGUGGAGAUCAAGGUGCACAAUGAAGUGCCCUUUGGCCGCGGGUUGGGAUCGUCCGGUGCAGCGGUGGUAGCAGGUCUGUUGCUCGGUAACGAGCUGGGUCAGUUGGGGCUUAGCAAGGAUCGACUGCUCGACCACGCACUCAUGAUCGAGAGGCAUCCGGACAACGUCACUGCCGCUUUGAUUGGCGGAUUUGUGGGGUCGUAUUUGCUGGAUCUAUCGCCCGAAGAAGAGGAGAGGAGGGACGUUCCGCUGUCCGAGGUGAUUCCAGAGUACCCAAGCGAUGCGUCGGUAGAGUGGGGUAAGAACCCGCCACAGCCUCCACACGGCAUCGGACACUAUAUCCGCUUCGACUGGGCCAAGGAGAUCAAAGUCAUUGCGAUCAUCCCGGACUUUCAGGUCAGCACGGCAAAGGCACGCGCCGUGUUGCCCACUACGUACUCCAAGGCGGAUAUGAUCUUUAACCUCCAAAGGCUGGCAGUGCUUACAACCGCGCUUACGAGGUCGCCGCCCGAUGCGGAGCUGAUCUAUCAGGCCAUGCAGGAUCGAGUGCACCAACCCUACCGCAAACACUUGAUUCCCGGCUUGCCAGAUGUACUGGCGAGUGUGACGCCCAAGACGCACCCCGGAUUGUUGGGCAUCUGUCUGUCCGGUGCGGGCCCGACGAUUUUGGCGCUUGCGACGGAGAACGAGGAAAGGAUUGCAGAGGAGAUUGUGGAGACGUUCAGGAAGAACGGGAUCGAAAAGUGCGAUGCCAAGUUCCUCAGUGUCACCACCGACGGCGCCCAGGUCCUCCCCUAA